Messenger RNA from Saxophila tyrrhenica, 4803 nucleotides. RefSeq lists its product as uncharacterized. Gene Ontology annotation, molecular function: ABC-type transporter activity; ATP binding; ATP hydrolysis activity. The transcript has 8 exons. Gene Ontology annotation, cellular component: membrane; intracellular membrane-bounded organelle. The coding region runs from base 1 to 4803 and encodes 1600 amino acids. Lineage: Eukaryota; Fungi; Ascomycota; Dothideomycetes; Mycosphaerellales; Extremaceae. The record is from RefSeq and is a predicted model, not a curated record. Gene Ontology annotation, biological process: transmembrane transport; lipid transport.
AUGGCGUUCCUCUCGCAGACAUGGACGCUGACGAAGAAGGAUCUUCUGCUUGUUGCUCGCCGCAGUUGGUUCACUACCUUACUGAGAGCGCUGGUUCUGCCCAUCGUUGUUACCGCAGUCCUCAGCAGUGUCAAGACCAUCAAUGAUACCAAUGGAGCUCUUGGAGUCGGUACCCCUGCGCCUCUGCUGUCUUUGCCAGAGGCUUUCAAGGCUGCCGGCAAUGGACGCAACAAGUUCUGCGUAGUCGCGUCCGUCCAGCAUGAUGACUUCAUCGACCAUGAUCUCUCCGGCAACGAUAUCCACUCCGUCAUCGAAGACAUCUCGACUACCUUUCGAGAUGCAGGAAAGACAGUCUUCCGAUCAAGCACAGCAGGAUCUUUGGUCCAGCAUUGCCCAGCCUCAAGUAAAGGAGUCACGGCCUGCUGGGGAGCGCUGGAGUUCUGGUCGUCUCCUGACAAAGGGAACGGUGCGAUCUGGAAUUACACAAUGCACACUGAUGGAUCCAUGGGGUCGGGCCUGGAUGUGAAGAGCGACAGGAAUCCAGUUCAAAUAUACAAUCUACCAUUACAGCAUGCCGUCGACUCCGCCAUCGCUAGAGCUGGCGGCGGCCCACAGCUGCCGGACAACAUCCUCCAGUACACGUUUACGCCGAUGUCACAACGCCAACAGGACAGAUACGAUCAGUACGAUUUCGAAGCAUUGGUCAUCCUCGCACUCGCCUUUGCCUUGUUCAUCGGCAUGGUCGGCGUCACAUACCAUCUCACUGGCCACAUCACGAGGCAGAGAGAGCAGGGCAUGCUUCAGCUUAUCGACGCCAUGAUGCCGAACGCGAACAGAUGGCAAUGUCUGGCCGCACGGCUCCUCUCCGUUCAUCUCGCGUUCGACAUCAUCUACGCACCUGGUUGGCUCAUCAUGGCUGGCAUUGCCCCCUCCAUCAUGUUCCCGGAGAGCAACGCAGGCUGGUUCGUCCUGCUGUACGUACUUACUGGUCUAGGACUCGUCGGCUACUCCAUACUUGUCAGCAGCAUCUUCCGCCACGUCCAGAUCUCCGCGAUAUCGGCUGUCAUCGUGGCCAUGGUCAUGGCACUGGUAGCUCAGUUCGCAGAGAGCAUCUCACAGACUGCCAGCGACACGGGUGUCAUCGCAACGGCUGUCCUGUUCCCACCGAGCGCGUUUGUGUACUUCUUCAUCCAGGCCGCGUACUUCGAACAGAACAUAGAGCCACUCGAACUCGGAGUCAAUCCUGAUGGCAAUUAUUACUGGAACGUCCCAGCCGCCACCUUUCUCGGAUCUCUGGUUCUCUCGAUUGUUCUGUAUCCCGUUCUUGGGGCUGUCAUCGAGCGGUGGCUCCACGGCAGCUCUUCGAAGAAUCGGUAUCUUCGAUCUGCAGAAGAGCUAGGAGGAGAUGCGAUCCGCCUUGAUGGCUUCUCAAAACGGUACAAUGUUGCUGCGAAGAAGAGGGGCCGCAUCCAGGCUGUUGACAAUCUGUCACUCAAAGUUCACGCCGGCUCCAUCACCGUCCUGCUAGGCGCCAACGGCAGUGGCAAAUCCACGACCCUCAAAUCGAUCGCUGGCUUAGAGAGCAUUUCUGGUGGCAGCAUCGAGCUCGAUGGCACCGGCGGUAUCGGUCUCUGCCCGCAGCACAACGUGCUUUGGGACGAGAUGACUGUACAAGAGCACGUCUUCUUCUUCCAACGCUUGAAGAACCCUGCGCUCUCCGUCGACCAAAGCAAGGCUGAAGUUGCACGACUCAUCUCUGGCUGCGACCUCGAGAUCAAGACAAACGCGAGAUCGAAGACUCUUUCUGGAGGACAGAAGCGCAAGCUCCAGUUGGCAAUGAUGCUUGCUGGCGGGAGUCAGGUGUGCUGUAUCGACGAGGCUUCUUCCGGGAUCGAUCCAUUAGCAAGGCGCAAGGUGUGGGAAAUCUUAUUGAAAGAGAGAGGUCGACGCACCAUGCUGUUGACCACCCACUUUCUGGACGAGAGCGAAGUACUGUCGGACCACGUCGCCAUCCUUUCAAAGGGCACACUGAGGGCAGAGGGAUCGGUGGCUUCCCUGAAGUCCAACUAUGGCGGCGGAUAUCGUGUGACGUUACCCAAGCAGGACGAUCCUCUACGAGCGAGCGAGGUUCCGGCUUCAGUUGGGAGACGCGAUGAUUACAACGAUGCUGUCUACGAAGCGGCGGAUUCAAAAGCGUUGGUGAGCCUGACCAUUCUGCUGGAUACACAUCACGCAAACUACUCUGUGCAUGGCCCUACCAUUGAGGACGUCUUCAUCGGUCUCUCGGAUGAGAUGGAGAUCACGAACAACGACCUGAGCCCUGCCGACCAGCAGCUUCAAUCUGACCCUUCCAGUGUGUACCCGACAACAAGAACAACAAAAGCCGUCAGCUUGAACUCAGGCAAAGGCUGUGGGCCGGUCCGUCAAACAGGUAUCCUCUUCAUGAAGCGACUCACCGUGCUCAAACACAACUACAUGCCCUACAUCGCGUCGCUGUUCGUCCCGCUCGUGCUGAUUGGCAUGGUGACUCGAUUUCUGCUGUCUCCCGAGUACCCCAACGGUCUCCCCUGUGUCAAACCUGGCCAAGGCGGAAUCUCCAAUGGCUUCUACUCUUGGACAGAGAGCUUAUAUCUCCAAGGGUUCGCCUAUGGACCACCAGGAGACGUUUCUCAAGCUGGCUUGGAAUCUCUCAUCCCAGAGGGCAGCUUCGUUGCAAACACCGUUGCGCCAAUCAACUGGAACAGAACAUUUCCCGUCAACAGUGCGCAGGAGCUCUACUCCGAAGCCGAGAGCCUGGUCGGCAGCGUCAGGGCAUACUCUGUUGGUGGAAUCUUCGUCGGCGACUCGGAGAAUUCCUUCACCUACUCGUCCUAUGGCUCGGACAUGUCAACCGCUGUCUUCACACAAUCCGUCCUCGACCAGGUUCUUAUGGACACUCCUAUCGCCAUCUCGACCGAGACGUUCGCUCCCGCAUUUCGGCCGUACGAUUUCAAGCAGGGCAUCAUCGUCGUCUUCACCGUGCUCGGAUUCGCGGUGUACCCUGGCUUCUUCGCUCUGUACCCGACCAUUGAGCGUCUCCGGAACGUCAGAGCCAUGCACUACAGCAACGGUAUCAUGAGCUCUAGCCUUUGGGCCGCUCAUGCUCUGUUCGACUCUGUUUUUGUGCUCUUGGUCAGUGUGUCAGCGACCGUCAUUUGGUACGCCUGCAUGGGCCCGCAGAUCUAUGGCCUAGGAUACGUCUUCCUCAGUGUCUUCCUGUUCUACGGCAUGGCGGCGACGGCGUACUCUUACGUGAUAUCGCUGUUCGUGCCAUCGCAGCUUAGCGCGAUUGCGGCAACUUCGCUUGUGCAGACAGUCAUUGCCUGUCUGUUCUUCGUCGGCAUGGUGGUCACGAACAACAACGCAUCGGCCGCCGGCGCGACAGGACAGUUCGAUGUGAUAUACUACACAACGGCAUUGGUCUGUCCUGCCAUCAGUCUCUUCCGCGCACUCCUCGUCGCCAUGAACGUCUAUGCGCUCGCCUGCAAAGGGCCUACACGAGGAUCCUACCCUGGCGACAUCAGCCUUUUCGGCGCCCCAAUACUGUACCUCAUCAUCCAGUUCAUCCUUCUGAUCGCCUUCUUGAUGUUCUGGGAGUCUGGGCGAAGUCUGGAGGUAUUCGGUAUCCGACGCAAGCGAGCUGCCCCUAAGGAGGCAGAGAUGGAAGACUUUGCAAGCGACAAGGCUCUUGUUGGCGAGGCAAUGGAGGACGCAGAACACAUGGCGCAAAGCAACAAUGGUUUGCGUGUUCACGAUGUGUCGAAAACCUUCGGCCAAAAUACGGCUGUAAACAAGAUCAACUUUGGCAUCCUGCCGUCCGAGAGGUUCGCACUGCUGGGUCCUAAUGGUGCCGGCAAAAGUACAACCAUCUCUCUUGUCCGCGGAGAACUCCACCCGGACAGCAGCAACCCUCCAGCCGAGAUCAUCAUCUCCAACGACAGUCUCGCCCACUCCCCUGUCGCCGCCAAACACCACCUCGGCGUCUGUCCCCAGUUCGAUGCGGUGGACAUCAUGACCCUCUCCGAACACCUACACUUCUACGCCCGCGCCCGCGGCGUCCCAGACCGCCAACACAACAUCGACCAACUAGUCCGCUGCCUCGGCCUCACAGACCACACGCACAAACUCGUCAAGAAGCUCUCCGGCGGCACGAAGCGCAAACUCUCCCUCGCCAUCGCCCUAAUCUCCAACCCGUCCGUCUUACUCCUCGACGAGCCAAGCUCAGGCAUGGACGCCGCGGCCAAGCGAGCCCUCUGGGCGACUCUCCGCACAGUAGCCGCCGACCGCUGCCUCCUCAUCACCACCCACAGCAUGGAAGAAGCCGACGCCCUCUGCGACCGCGCGGGCAUCAUGGCGGGCAAAAUGCUCGCCCUGGACAGCAUCCCCAGGCUCCGCGCGCGGUUUGGAGAUAAAAUCUACAUCCACCUCGUGCACAAAGACGCGCCUUUCACUUCCGACGCUGACACCGCGAAGCUCUGGGAGUGGGUGCGGGCGACUUUUACCGUUGCGGAGGCGGAGCAGAGGACGUUUGGCGGGCAAGUGAGGUUUGCGGUUCCGGCGAGGGAGAGUGGGGAUGGGAGGGAGGUGGGGAGGUUGUUUAGGGUGAUUGAGGGGGCGAAGGGGGAGGUCGGGGUGAGGGAUUAUAGUGUCGGACCGACGACGCUGGAUCAGGUGUUCAUGAAUGUGGUGGGGAGGCAUCGGGUGGUGGAGGAGAAUAGUGAGGCAGAAGCCCAGGGGAAGAGGAAGUGGUGGAAGUUGAGAUAG